CUCCCGCCGUCCGCCGUCACGUGCGGGCCGCAGCGGCCGCGUAGUUAGAUCGGGGCGGCUGAGCCGGGUGCCAACCAAGGCAGGAAGGGAGGUGGCUGUCGAGCCAUUCUUAAAGGGGCCCGAGAGAUCCUACGGCAACGGGCCGCUGACGGCCGGAAGGAAAAUGAGUGAGUCUUUGGUGGUUUGUGAUGUUUCUGAAGAUUUAGUGGAAAAGCUGAGAAAGUUUCGUUUUCGAAAAGAAACCCACAAUGCUGCCAUUAUAAUGAAGAUUGACAAGGAUAAAUGCCUGGUGGUACUGGAUGAGGAACUUGAGGGCAUCUCCCCAGAUGAACUUAAAGAUGAACUACCUGAGCGGCAACCUCGCUUCAUUGUGUAUAGUUAUAAAUAUCAACAUGACGAUGGAAGAGUUUCUUACCCUCUGUGCUUUAUUUUCUCCAGUCCUGUUGGGUGCAAGCCUGAGCAGCAGAUGAUGUAUGCUGGAAGUAAGAACAAGCUAGUCCAGACAGCUGAGCUAACCAAGGUAUUUGAAAUAAGAAACACUGAAGACCUAACUGAAGAAUGGCUACGGGAGAAACUUGGAUUUUUCACUAAUGUGAACAUCUGUGUUUCUAAAGUAUUUAUGUAUUAACCUGACCAUACUGGAACCAGACAUAAAUAGUUAAUUUAUGCCUAAAAAUGCACUGUUACUUACAGUUUGUUUCCUGCAGUAAAGAAAACUUCUUCAUUUGUGCAGUUUGAACAAAGGGGAAAUCAUCUUCAUAGUAAUGGAACUUUGUGAAGCAUUUCCUUGUGUUUGUCAUUAUUAGGUGGACACUUUCCUCCAGGGGUGGUUUGCACCCUUGUGACUAAUUUCUAUAAUUUAUGAUUCAGAAUUUACUGUUUGCAGACACUGUUGAAAGGUGGGUAUUAGACUGUGAUAGACAACAGUUCCUCCUCUGACCACUACUGGGCGCUGCUGGCAGUUUCUAAGUGCAAAUAGCAUUUUAUCAUUUGUCACAUCAUCGAGGUUCAUUUGGGGCUAAAGUCUUAAAGUGACCGAUUUUGAGCCAAGAGUAGUGAAUUAGUAGAACCUCUGUUGCACUUUCCGUAAGUUUUCAUUCUCUCUUGAUUUCCUGUAUCUUUUUAAUCAAGUAUAGAAACUAUAUCAAUCACUCAUUCUUAAGGUCUAGAGGUUGGAUUUUAUGGCAGAGUUAUGAUUAUUAGGGUUUCUUCUUAUGGAAAAUAGAAUCCUAGUCUUAGAAACUGGUGAGUUAUAUAUAUAAUCAAGGGCUUCGAUCCUGAUUAUGUCACUAUUAGGGAGCUUAGAAUGUAGCUUGGUGACACUAAAGCACCUCCUAAUGUCUUGUGAGCACUGUUUGAAAUAUGUCAAUACUGUGCCUUUGACUUGUCAGCAUUAACGUUAGCUUAAGACUUCUACACUGCCAGUAUUCUAGAUUUGGUGAAAUUAAUAAUUUUUUAAAGGGUUCAAGUAAAACAAUUUUCUAAUAUGUAUAACUGAAGUUUGUAAUAAAACCAACUUGUUGUUUUUAAAAAUUCAACUAUCUGCCCAAAGUCGUGAAUAUAUGGUGGUAAGAGUUAUAAUUUGGGGUAUAUUUACUAUUAGUUUUGUGCAGUAUGUAAGCAUUAUUUAAAACUUUGGUCAUAGUUAAUAACAACACAUCAAUAGAUGUCAUACAUUUUAUCCUAAAUGCCAGAAAAAAUUCUAAUAUGGACAAAGCCAGUCAUGUUAGAUGGUGGCACCAGGGUUAGGAAGCAGGACUUAUAAUCUACUUAAGUGUUAUUACAUUACGCUUAAGAAAAUAUGUCAGAAACCAUUGAAUAGCAAUAUGAUUUAAAGAGAAAACUAGAGAUACUGUGGAGGCUGACCAAAUUCUUAUAUUAAGAAAGUAAUCAUUUUGAGCUGGGCAGUGCUAGUACACAUGCCUUUAAUCCCAGCACUCGGGAGGCAGAGGCAAAUGGAUCUCUGGUCCACACAAGUUCCAGGACAGUCAGUGCUACGCACAGAAACCCUGUCUCAAAAAAACAAACAAAACAAAAAAAUCAUUUCAAAACUAGCAAAACUUUUUUUUAAUGUGUUCAUUGCAUAGUAUUCAUCUUUUUAGGGCUCUGCCAGCUUUACUGGAGGAAAGAGUUGAACUUUCAGUGUUCCCAGCUGUACUCACUAACCUGUAUGUUAGGAAGCAAUCGCAAGUGCCAGAGGGGGUGUUUGCAUGGGCUUGUGAAUGGAAAAGUUCCGUUUCCAGAGAGUGAGAAAACUUCACCCAAGAAGUUCAAGAGUUCACUAUACAGGUGUUUUGUUAUGGGCUAGAGAAUUGCUUGCUUAUAAUCCUAUACAGAAAGCAAAUGAGAUCCAAGUAGAGAGUAACUUUAAUGUUUUUGAAUGAAGCAAAUAAGGUUUUGUUUGUUUUACCUGGUUGCGUAAGUAUACUGCUGAAAGUAGUGCUACAAGAGUGUACAUUUUUAAUACAGUUCUUUUUUUUUUUGGCUUGCAUAUUUAACUUAGUUUUGCAAAUUUUAAAGUCUUCCCUGCCAUACUCAGUACUCCUAUGUCCAGUUCUCUAGCAGCUUUCUUUUUGAAGCUUGUCCAACCUUCCCAGUAAGUGUGCGUUUUGUAAGGCAGCACAUUGGACUGGGGCAUCAACAGAACCUUUCUAUUCUGUCUGUCCUUAGGCAGCUUUGUAAGUCCCAUGGUCCAAAGGAUUCCCAAAUAUUUAUGGAAGUUUCCCUUUAGCUAAAAUUUACAUUCUUUUAAAGUAUUUUUAUUAUUCCUUUUGUACCUUUCCAUAAAGAGUAUGUCCAGGUUUCUUAAUUCCAGCUUUUACACUCCAUGUCUUUCUGGAACAACCAUUCCCAUUCAGCCUUAAAUCUUAAUCUUUCCUUUUUAGAAGCCACUCUUUCCAGGAACCUCUUUUGUUUUCUAAGUCAGCAUUGGUUCGGAAAUUUCUGAUUUUAUUUAAGUUGUGCAUAGCAUCUAAUGUCAAAACCAACAAGAAUCACAAUGUGUGUUUAAUACAGUUUUUGUGACUAAAUAAGUGACGUAUGAAGAAAGGUGUUCUCAGGUUACUGUGCUGAAAUUCCAAAAUGUCUGAGUUUUGAACAGUAAUCACUUUGUUCUGAUAUUGAAGCAAAUAUGUUAAGAAAAAAGCUGGUUGGCUGUUUUGUUUAAUUGACUUCUAAACUCUGUUUGAAUUGUCUAUCUGGGGAGUUAUCUGGAUGCCUAAUGCAGCUAAACAUUCUCUUGUGUGAGGAGUGUUACUACAUUUUUAAUCAUUACUAAAUAAUUUGUAGCAAAAUUGUGUGUGAGCAUUUUGCCUCCCUUUUUGUCUCCUAUUUUCAGGAGCCAAACUUAGCCAUAAACUGUAUCCUGGUCUGCUACUUUCACUAACAGUUUCUAGUUAGAUGAGUUUAUUGCCAAAUUAAACUUGGCUCUUAUCCCACCCAGAUAGAAACUAAGGAAGAUGGACAGAAGAAAUGUUCAGACACUUGUAAAACUCAUGUGACAACAUCAAUCUGUAUAUGAACUAGUGAAUAGAUAUUUUCAUAAGGGUUGAAAUGCCAAUAUUUGGGAAGUAGAGAGUAGAGUAUAUUCUAUCAGUUCUAUUGGGUGUUAAUAUGGCUGUACUCCUUAUUUGUUCUGUAGACUGAUAAUACUGGAAUCCAUAAAGUUUGAGCUUACGUGAAGAAAUGUUGCAAACAUUUCUGGAUGAACCUUAUUUUGUAUUUCUGGAAGAGUAUAAAUAUCUCUUAGGCCUCUUCAUUCUGAUGGUUCCAAGGCAGAUGUUUCUUGUGAGGCCAUUUGACAUUUCAGAUCAGUGAUCAUAUUCCUGUAAUGUUUAAAACAAUUACAUUAAGCUUGUGAUAGGAACAAUUUCUUGCUUUUUAGAAUAUAAAUACUUGAAUAUUGUUUGAGAUCACUAACAUGCCAAGGCAAAUCCCACUGACUUUGAUGGUCCAAUAUAAUCUCAUUCAGGAGGCUUGAAACAUUGGUGGUUUAGUCUUGUGAACUUUAACAGUUCUCUGUCAUUCUUUAAGAAAACCAACAACUGGCAUUACUCCUAAGCUGUGGUUUCAGUCUCUGCUAGUUCAUACCGCAUGUUUGUUUAUUUUGGAGUCUUUUGGUAAGCAUGGUGCUUGUACUGGUUUAAAUAAAAUGCUAACAUGAAAGGA
Molecule: messenger RNA, 4167 nt
Organism: Cricetulus griseus (Chinese hamster)
Lineage: Eukaryota; Metazoa; Chordata; Mammalia; Rodentia; Cricetidae
Source: RefSeq, a predicted model, not a curated record